AUGACAGUGAAUACAGCUUCAUUCAGCCGAGAGCAAGUUGUCGCUUCAUAUAUUAAUGUCUACUUUCCCGAUGACAUCACGGGAACUCUCGAUCUCGAUCCUUGGUAUACUCUGCUGUCCGGAAUAUCCGCGAUACCAAAUAAGCCCGUGAUGCUCGAGAAAGCUAUGGCGGCGACGUCUUGUAUCUAUCUUGGCAAGCUCAACAAGGACACUCGCAUGCUUAAUCAUGGACUUCAGCUAUAUAAUGGUGCGAUACACCACGUAUCACGGGAGCUUAGCCGCAACAGGUACACCGAUGAGCUUUUCUUUACAAUUGGCAUUUUUCAAAUCCUGGUGGCGAUGUAUUGUCCCCAUGGUCUUGAUGUAAUGGUACAUCAAACAGCAGUGACCAACGGGAUCUUCAAGCAUAUUUUAUCACAUUCAACUAACAGCCCCAUCAUCAAAACUCUAUGUCUGGCAUUUCAGCGAAUGCGACUGUUAACAUCACUUUCACCAAUUGAAGCAAAUAAUGUAGUAGACUUGGCUAGAGAGCAUACUCCGGCGGCUUUGAUUUCCAACGAAAAUGCGGCUGUUGAUGAAUUGUUUCAACUCAUGGCCGACAUUUCACCAAUAGCAGCUGCAGUCAGUAUGACCGAUGUUUCCGAUAAUGCGGCCUGCCACCUAUCGCUCUAUGACUGCCUUGCACACAGAGAAAAGCUGUUAUCAUGGUAUUCGCGCAUGAAGGUCCGUAUUGGUGGCGGUCCUUACGUCGGCGAGAGCAGUGAUUUUCCGUGCAAAAACAUAUCGUCAUCGGAACAUUUAUUCGGUCGCCCCUAUGGCUUCUCCUCUUUGGAUUACGAGGUCAGUCGAGCCAUGCCCUAUUGCGUGCAGGACAGCAUGAAGGCGUGGGGCAUCAACGUUACGAUUUUCGGCAUGGGUCAAAUCGCCAAGGUUUACAUGGAACUCAGACGUGAAGAGAAAUUUAUCUGGAGCCAAAAGCUCUUCAAACAUGUGGGCGACAUGGGAUCCGACCUCGGUUAUCGUUUUGGCGAACUUCUGCAGUUUGGAUGGAGUCUUUUGGAGCAAUCCGACUCCAACGAGCGCCCUGGAUUGUCGCCAGUGCCCACGAGUCCAUCUAACGCAUCUAGUGGCGCAUCUGCUGCGUCUCCGGUAUCCCCCGCGUCUAGUAGUACAUCAACUGCAUCCACCGCGCCCUUCGUCGCGGAAUAUGUACCCAUGCAUGAGACCAUAGAUAUGCCAACGCGAUCAAGGUGGGAGCCAGGCCAGUGA
Penicillium waksmanii is the source of this 1269-nucleotide messenger RNA. RefSeq lists its product as uncharacterized. NCBI's taxonomy places the organism in Eukaryota, Fungi, Ascomycota, Eurotiomycetes, Eurotiales, Aspergillaceae. The record is from RefSeq and is a predicted model, not a curated record. The coding region runs from base 1 to 1269 and encodes 422 amino acids. The transcript is spliced from 4 exons.